AUACUAUUUUUUAGAAGCCCAGUCUUGUCUUGAUGAUACCUGGUUCAAAAAGCUCGUCGGGAAGAGGAGCAAAACAAACCCUAUCUAAACCGCGGCGGACUCUUCGUCCAGCAAGGUUUCCCAUCCAGAUCCGGCCACGCCACUUGCUCCUCUUCUCCGCCACACCGAUGGUGUACGUGGAUUCCUGGGACGAGUUCGUGGAGCGGUCCGUGCAGCUCUUCCGCGGCGACCCCAACGCCACCCGCUACGUGAUGAAGUACCGGCACUGCGAGGGGAAGCUCGUGCUCAAGGUCACCGACGACCGCGAGUGCUUGAAGUUCAAGACAGAUCAAGCUCAAGACGCAAAGAAGAUGGAGAAGCUCAACAACAUCUUUUUUGCUCUCAUGACACGUGGGCCUGAUGUUGAUAUCAGUGAAGUUUCAGGGAAGGAACAGGCAGAGCAACAGCAAGCGAAGAAAGGUCGGGGAAGGAGGCAAUAAUGCGGUCUGAUCCUUAUUUGUUACAGAAAAUUCACAACUGGAAUGAUGGAUUAACAUUUCAUUGACUUUUUGUACUCUGAAGAAAGUUUUUCCAGUACAGAACCGAGAACAAACUAAAUGCACUCUAUCAUGAAUGAAUGCAUGAUUGAGAAACGCCCAAGGCUUCAACCCUGCUUCGUUUUAAUGCACGUGAAGCGUUUUCAUC
Molecule: messenger RNA, 684 nt
Organism: Zea mays
Lineage: Eukaryota; Viridiplantae; Streptophyta; Magnoliopsida; Poales; Poaceae
Source: RefSeq